Strongyloides ratti is the source of this 321-nucleotide messenger RNA. RefSeq lists its product as hypothetical. The record is from RefSeq and is a predicted model, not a curated record. The transcript has a single exon. NCBI's taxonomy places the organism in Eukaryota, Metazoa, Nematoda, Chromadorea, Rhabditida, Strongyloididae. The coding region runs from base 1 to 321 and encodes 106 amino acids.
AUGAAAUUUUUAAAAAUUCUUAUUCUAUUAUCAACUCUUGUAUUACCGACAGUAACAAUAAGUUAUAAUAUACAGGGAUACUUAUUAAGAAAAAAACUUCAUGAAAUAAAUAAAAGUGGGCAAAGUUUGUUUGACAAUAGUAGUUUCAAAAAAUUAUCUAAAAUCAGAGUUAUAUCUCCAGUAAAACCUAGAAAACAAUCGAGAAAUUGUUUCUUUAGUGUUAUUCAAUGUUAUCUACCAAAAGUUGAUGUUUACAAAUCAUCAGAUAAUAAAAUUUAUGGCAAACUUCGAAAUGGAAAAACUUAUCAUGGUUCUAUUUAA